Molecule: messenger RNA, 4560 nt
Organism: Cydia pomonella (codling moth)
Lineage: Eukaryota; Metazoa; Arthropoda; Insecta; Lepidoptera; Tortricidae
Product: acrosin-like
Exons: 7
Coding region: 2674-3975 (433 amino acids)
Biological process (GO): proteolysis
Molecular function (GO): serine-type endopeptidase activity
Source: RefSeq, a predicted model, not a curated record
CGAAUCUGAACACAAUAUUGAAAGUCGUGUCAGUCAAACAUUUUAAUUAGUCUCAUCACUGGAAAUAGUUAUAAUGACAUAAGAAAUACCUAAACCACCACAAUAUGAUUAAUUUUCGUUAGCAAAAUGUGCUUUACAAGAAUAACGCAAGCUUUUUUCCAUCCAGAUUAUUUACCUACCACUUGCAUGUGUUAAUCUCCAAUAUGUUUUUAUUUGUUAUUUAAUUUAUUAUGCUUAUAAUUUACACACCGUGUGCCCUAAUAACCCGACCAACAUUUAAACGUUAAGAAAAUCACGCUUAUUUUUCCCACUAUUUGCUAAUGCGAUAUUGCCUUACUACUUUACCGAGCAAUAAACAUUCCUUAGCUGCUAAGACUUGCUAAAAAGCGUUAUUUCCCGACGUUUUCUCCAAGAAACGAGAAUUACGAGCAACCGCCAGGAAAAGCGCAUAAAUAAAGUAGGAGUAAUAAAGCUAAAAGCGUGUGAAGUCACAAAACAUCUAUUUGCAUGAACCUACAGUUAGUAUAACCCUAUAUUGUUGCAAAUGAAUUGCUCGGAUUGAAUAGAAGUUAGAUUGGAUUGGUAGCGAUUUUGUUUGCCCACGUUUACGUUGCGGUAGCAGCUAUGGAUGGGGUUAGGCCUCGAAAACUUGCCAGACGUUAUAACGUAAUUGAUUACGUUUAAAGUUUCUACUAGAGUACUUGGCUAGAGUAUUUGGGUCAAAGUCAAAAAUGGUAAGUCAGGAGGAAGAUUAGCUACGAGUAUGUUCUACAUAGCUGUAUAGCUGCAGUAUUUAUUUACUACACAUUUGAUUGUAUGGUUAACUCAUUUACGCCUUUCUGUAGACAAAGCAAAGUUAAGAGAAGCUAAAACUAAUUUUUACGCUGUACCUCUUUACAGGCGGGAUACAUUUUUCCAAUACUGAAGACACAAAUAAGAAAACUUCGAUAUAUAUAUGUACCCGGGUCGUUAACUUUUAUUCUGUAAAAUGUGUCUGACAAUUAAACUAAAUAUUAAGCCGAGCUACAGAAAUAUUAUGUUAGAAUAUAAUGAAAAUAUACUCACAUUGAAUAAUUAUUAAGAACUUGAUUACUGAAUAUUGAUUGCUUCCAAAAAGAAUUUAUUUAUGGGUUUUAGAAUACGCUAAACUCCUAAUCGAAAUUAAUACUUUUGCUUACGUAAAACUCAUCAAAAACAGGGAAUUUAAUUUGGUGUACAAUAAAAAAAUAAUUAUUAUUGAAAACAUAAACAAUUUUAAUCGCUUUUCUGGAACUGGACUAUAUUCCGUGUUAUUGUUUAAUAGCGAGGUAAAGCACACAACAACCGGCCAUGAUAACAUAAAUUCAUAGAAUCUUAGGGUCAAGAACAACGGUCAUCUGUUCAUUGCACUGACAAUACGGACAAAGCGCAGUUUCAGUGGAAAAAAGCCAUAUCUGAUGAAUGUUGGUAGGGAGAUACGUCCUUGUCCUUUUAAGAGUACGCUAUCAAGCUUACAGAUACAGUAUGAUGAAAAAAUGUAGGAUUUUAUUUGUUUAGACUGUUUAUUAUUUAUUUCCAAAUGUAUUCAUCGCAAUUCUUGCAAUCUUUGCCUAUAUGUUUCGCCUCAGGUUUGUCACUUCAUCACCUGCUCACACCAUCCAGAGGACAUGUGCAGGGUUCUGGUAAGUAGGUAUAUCCCGCGGACGUGAGUAACAUUCGUCCCUCAAUAAAUAAAUUAUUUAUUUAUUUUAACUUUAUUGCCCAAAAUACAUUAAUAAUGUACAAAUGGCGGACUGGCAUUCUCUACCAGUCAACCAUCGGACUAAACAAAGACAUGUAAAAAUGGUGCAAGUAAAAAGAAAGAAGAUAAAUAAUAGAAAAAACUUAAUAAAAUACAUUUAUAUGUAUUUUAUCAAGUUUUACACAAAUAAAAAUACUAAAAUAUGUGUAAUUAAUAUACUACAUACUACAUAUUUCGUACAUACUCCAUAAUAUAUAUGAUGGACGCUACUCGAACUCUUGUUUCAGCACAUAAUUAUGUAGCAACCGCUUCAAAGCUAACUUGCUCGGGGCUUGUCUUAUUCAUUCGCAUCAAGUUAUUACUUAAUACAUAAUAAUAGUAAUAUUCCUCUCAAAUUAACAAUGAGACUAAAAUUAAAAUAGACCUGUGAAAAAAUUGGAACAGCGCAAAUAAAUAUAUUUACGAUGACUAACAAUACAUUAUUAAUUACAAACGAAAACGAGAGUAAAACAAAUAUACGCUUUAUACAGAAGGCACUCAUGCCCAGCUAAUUCGGCAUACACCUGUUCACACCACAACUGCAGAUUGUAUAACAAAUGUUUGGGUCAGUGGGCUAACCUCUCUAACCGAGCGCACAUAAUGCCUAUGAAUAAUUCGUCAUCAUGACUAAUUUAUGUAAAACUGACCUAAUAAAACCCUACAAAUAAUUAUAACAAAGAAAAUUUUUGCGACGCCCGUCAAUAUGAGUCACUGAAAACUUUCACUUAAAAGAGCGCGUUUCAUUCAUUUGACCACAAUUCUCAAGACAAGUGCGACGACGUUCGCUGUAGUUUUAAGGUGAAAUUAGGACACGCUGUAUAUGCUGGUUUGAUAACGUUCACUGAUUUAAGUGUUCAGUGUUCGGCCGAAAUUGUCACAAUAAAAUAGUGUUUAAGAAAAAGUAAUACUCAAAAAUGUUUUUUAAAAUUUUAAUAUGUGUGGCAUUGUCUAUGUUGGAGGUAGAGUCUAUGGCUAUAGAAGGAUCUGUGUUGACGAGGUAUGAUCCUUGCGGUUUGGGCGUGCUUCAGUUUGACAAGGUUUCAGCGGCUGAGUGGCGAGGUGUGGUGUAUUUUGAAUUGUACCCUCAUCUGACUGAGGUAGAAAUGGACAUUCAGUUUGAGCGGCAAGUCGAGUUGUAUGGGAGCUCUCAGAACUCCACAAUGUCGGUACGAGAUGAUUGGCACCGAUUUAUUCUUCGGCCAAAAGGAGCGUUACCCAAACAGUACUACUUCUUCCUACGGUUGGCCGACAACAGCACCCAAGUACCAACCGUGGCCAACUUCAAGCUCAACAAUGCCACGCUUUGCGACGACGCCAUAAAGGCGGCGCAAACUAUUGAAUCCCUAAAUGUCACAACAAAUCCAAAAGAGGUCUACAAACAAGUUUGUGGAAGAAGGGCACUCGAGCACGCUGAACUUACCUCUGUCAGAACUCAAGCUUUGGCUGGCGACUGGCCUUGGCAUGUGGCUUUACUCAAGAAGAACCCGAACAGUUACGUCACGAGAUAUGAGUGCGGUGGCAGUAUUAUAUCAAGUACUGCUGUUUUGACAGCUGGACAUUGCGUGAGUAGAGGUGGUGUUCUGAUCGAGGCGCGAUUGGUGGUCAUCGUCGCGGGCGUCAAUAACCACACGGACUAUAACCAGAUAGGCAGGCAAGCUUUAGUGGCUCAAGACAUAGUACUUCAUCCAGGCUACACGGACGCCCUAGCUACCUCGGACCUGGCCAUCAUCAAAGUGCACAAGUUCACAUACACGGCGUUCGUCCAGCCCGUCUGCCUGUGGGGCCCCGUGUAUAGCAAGGAAGACUUGUUCGGGAAACAAGCGACGGUUGUCGGCUUCGGCUACACAGAGACCAACCAGCCCUCCGACGUUCUCCGGUCAGCCUACAUCAUGAUCCAAAACGACACCACUUGCCUCUCAUACUCGCAAAAAGUAUACAAGAACCUUCUCAACGAGUUCAGUUUCUGCGCUGGCUAUGGACCGACAUCUGGCGUAAACCCCCGGAACGGCGACAGCGGUGGUGGUUUGGUCCUUGGCGUGCUGCAAAGCGACCACAAGAUCAGCUACAUUCUCCGCGGCGUGUUGUCCAAGUGUGGUGUUUCAGUCGGGCAUACAGAGUGUGAUCCGAAGCAUUAUGUGGUGUACACGGAUGUCGCACCUCACUAUACUUGGUUGUACCAUCACUCUGGACUUAAGUAUAGGAGCAACAUAUUAUAAAAAUACUACAAGCUAAGCUACGUACUCCGAGGUUUGUUGUUCAAGUGUGCCGUCUCUGUGGGGCAAACACAGUGUGACCCGAGGCAUUAUGUGGCACCUCACUAUACUUUGUUGUACCAUCACUCUGAACUUAACUAUAGGAGCGAUAUUCUAUAGAGGGACCAUAAGAUUAGCGAUACGUGCUCCAAGACGUGCUGUCUAAGUGUGCGUCUCUAGACAUACGGAGUUUGACUCGAGGCAUUAUGUGGUGUACACGGAUGUGACCUUACUAUACCUGGCUGUACGAGUAUCAUCACUCCGGGCUCAAGUAUAGAAGCAAACUUUUAUAAAGAGAUUUCAUGAUUAGAUUGAUUAGCUACGUACUGUGAUUCUAUCCAAAUGCGGGAGUAUAUGUCGGAACGGACUGCAACGGCAAGAACUACUUCGUUUACCAGUGACAGUGUCCAUUUUGUGUAGGUAUCCAAGUUGAUUACCUAAUCUCUUCAAUUGCUUUUUUAUCACAUUAUAACACGAUAUCGCCAUUGCACGAUAUAGCCAGAAAAAAUUGAAUUUUAAAUUAAAGUAGCUUUAGUCGCCUCUUUUUAC